This is a messenger RNA of Coregonus sp. 'balchen', 3269 nucleotides long. The record is from the annotation of a GenBank genome assembly. Lineage: Eukaryota; Metazoa; Chordata; Actinopteri; Salmoniformes; Salmonidae.
AUGAUGUGUGGCAUUUUAACAGGUUGGCAUGGGUGGAUUUUUGGAUUACAAAUGUUAUUUGUUUCACUGGCGGAGUCUGAGGGAAAUACUCUGAAAUACCAGACCAAUGAGGAGGGAAGUCCAGGAACAGUGAUCGGUAACCUGGCCAAGGACAUGUCCUUGAGUCCCUCUUUUGGCUCCAAUACUAAUUUCAGGAUGAUGAAACAAUUCAACGAUUCUUUUAUCAGGGUGAGAGAAAGCGACGGGGAGCUUUCUGUCGGGGAGAGGGUUGACAGAGAGAGAAUCUGUAGGCACACAAUUGAGUGUCUCAUCACUUUUGAUGUUGUCAGUUUUUCAAAAGAGAGGUACAAAUUGAUCCAUGUCGAGGUGGAGGUAAAAGACAUCAACGAUAACUCUCCGGAGUUUCCAAACAAGGAAUCUACAGUGGAGAUCUCUGAAAAUGCCGAUGUGGGGUUCCGUAUUCCUUUGGACCCAGCCGAGGACGCAGAUGUAGGUUCAAACUACAUCCAAAGCUAUCAAAUUUCUGUCAACAGUCAUUUUUCCAUUGAUGUGCUUUUGAGAGCGGAUGGGGUUAAAUAUGCGGAGUUGGUGCUAAUGAAAGAGCUAGACAGGGAGACUCAGUCAUCUUAUGCAGUGGAGCUUAUUGCCACAGACGGAGGAAACCCAUAUAGGUCGGGUUCAACGAAAAUAACAAUAAAAGUGACAGACUUUAAUGACAACCGUCCUGUUUUUGAGCAGAAUAAUUUCUCGGUCACUUUGCCCGAGGACGCACAGGUUGGAUUCGUUUUAUUGGAUUUAAAUGCAGUUGAUCCAGAUGAGGGUUUAAAUGGAGAGGUGGUCUAUUGGUUCGGAAAACAGGUUUCUGCUGAAAUCCGAGAACUUUUCGAAGUGGACAGUACAUCCGGGCGGGUGAGGCUUAAGAACCCAGUGGAUUUUGAGACUAAGAGAACAUAUGAAUUAGACGUGCAGGCGACUGAUCUAGGACCCAAUCCGACCCCCGCCGUCUGUAAAAUAAUAAUUCAUGUCAAAGACGUUAAUGACAAUGCCCCAGAAAUCAGUAUUACGCCAAUGACCUCCAUCUCAACAGGCAUCGCAUAUAUCAGCGAGACAGCAGACAAGGACAGCCUAGUGGCGCUGAUCAGCACCUCGGACAGGGACUCGGGCGUCAACAGCCAGGUCCACUGCACUUUAUAUGGGCAUGAUCAUUUCAAACUUCAACAGGCUUAUGAGGACAGCUACAUGAUUGUUACCGCAGCAUUCCUAGACAGGGAGAAGAUUAGUGAGUACAAUUUAACAGUGAUGGCUGAAGAUUUUGGGUCACCUCCAUUGCGAAAAAUCACACAAUACACCAUCAGGCUAAGCGACGAGAAUGACAACGCCCCACACUUUACUAAGCCUAUAUAUGAAGUUUCUGUGGUAGAAAAUAAUCCACCAGGGGCAUAUAUAACCACGGUUGAAGCCAGAGAUUCAGACUUGGGGACUAAUGGCAAAAUUACAUACAGACUUUUAGACAGUGUUAUAAUGGGAUCACCUGUCAACACGUUUGUAUCUCUAAAUGCAAUCUCUGGUUCAAUAUAUGCACUAAGAAGCUUCAACUAUGAAGUUAUGAAACAUCUGGAGUUACACAUCCAGGCAAGCGAUGGGGGGUCACCCCAGCUUCAGAGCAGUGCCAUCAUCAAUCUAAAAAUAGUGGAUCAGAAUGACAACGCUCCGUCUAUCAUAGAGCCGGUCCUUAAUAAGGGAUCUGCUGAAGUUUUCCUUCCCAAAGAUGCACCUGCAGGUUAUGUUGUAACACAGAUAAAGGCCACAGAUGCUGAAGAAGGCAUUAACGCGCAGAUGUCCUACAAAAUCACUGAGGGGGGACACUUGGGUUUCUCCAUCAAUAAGGUUACUGGGAAGUUACAUGUGAGUCGUAAGCUGAACUAUGAUCUGUCUGAAACACUAAGAGUCCUAGUGGCUGUCAAUGACAAUGGGACACCUUCUCUGACCUCCACAGCCACUAUACACCUCACUCUCAUCGAAGGCACUCCUCCCAGUGUUCCCGCUAUGGUCCAAAACGACAGUGUGGAGAUCUUUGAAUGGGACAUAGCCAUUAUCAUUGUCCUAGCAGGGAGCUGCUCCCUCCUCUUGCUAGCCAUCAUCUUAAUCACUACCACCUGCAGUCGACGCAAACGGGAGACGAGAGAGGCGGGAUACAGUGAAAAAGAAGACAUGCCACAUGUGGAGAAGGAGGAGAGCAGACAUUUUGAUUCAUUGAUCACCAACCACAAAAGCAAUGUGUUUGAUGUGCACCCUUUUCCUGAGAAAGCACCAUUGGCCUCAAGCAACACAAUAAAAACAGCCCCUGAUGAUGGAAGACAAGAAAAAGAGUGUGUCUUUGACAACAGAAUAACGGAGGGUAAAUUGGAGGUAAGUAAUUGUGACUCGCUGUAUGGACUGGCUGCCAAUUGUUUUGUUGUUGUUUUUUCCAUCACAACUGAUAUGUGUGUAUUGUGUUUGCCUCUUCACAGGGUUAUUUGACACUGCCUGGCUAUAGGAAAGAAACCCUCAGACCCAUAACCAUAUGGAAGGGUAAUUCAUUCACAACCAUCUCAGCGCGAGAUCCACAGUUCAGUGGAAAGGACAGUGGGAAAGGAGACAGUGACUUUAACGACAGCGACUCUGACAUCAGUGGAGAUGGCCACAAAAAAGACUCCCCACUGAUAAACAGUAAGGACUACUAAUCAAUCACAGGAUGUUAAUGUGAUUUCAGACACAAUGAUAUGUCACAAUGAUGACACAUUAUUAAAAAAUACAUGAAAGGCAUCAUUCUCUGUGAUGUUCUCAAGGUCUUUAUGGCCAGAUAUUAAAUGAUAAUGGUGUAUCAUAAAAUGAAGGCUAUAAUACCCCAACAUGUGCAGCAUGGUUCAUCAAGGUCUAACAGUUUUGGCUGUUAUGUUGUUUCCACAGGUCUCUGGUCCUGCACCAGUGAGUGUAAGAUCCUAGGCCACUCAGACCGAUGCUGGACCCCCUCUGCCACUAGAACCAAUACCAGCCUUUCCCACGGACCACACCUCUCAACCUUCUCCAAGACAGCCUCACUGCCACGAAACACUCUGCAAAGAGACACCUACCAUCAACAGGCUCACCUACCCAAAAUCAAUGGUCUGCAAAGUGUCUAUGAAAAAGUCCAGCACCAAGAAUUCGAUUAUAUUCUGGUUUGUCCACCAACACCAGCCAGGAUACUAGAGACUGAUGAGAUAUCCCUCCCAGAGUAUGGACAAUCCUAA